This is a messenger RNA of Malaya genurostris, 1880 nucleotides long. It is a transcript of the gene Prim2, whose product is annotated as DNA primase large subunit. The record is from RefSeq and is a predicted model, not a curated record. Gene Ontology annotation, biological process: DNA replication, synthesis of primer. The transcript has 2 exons. NCBI's taxonomy places the organism in Eukaryota, Metazoa, Arthropoda, Insecta, Diptera, Culicidae. Gene Ontology annotation, cellular component: alpha DNA polymerase:primase complex. The coding region runs from base 149 to 1840 and encodes 563 amino acids.
UGUCAUUUGACGGAAUCAUUUUAUUCAAAAUAUUUCUUUCAAUUUUCGCGCCAAAUCAGUAUUAAAUAGAAGAUACAAAAAAUUGUGUUGUAAUUAUUGUAAGUCUCAUUGCCAGAAAAAAAGGUCACUGUUAAUACUAUAUUCGAAAAUGGAUUUUUCACGUCGUAGUCGUUUACGACCGGAAAUUCAUUCCAAUCUAGAUUCCGUACUGGAAUGGCUCAUUCCUCAUAACGUAUCUCUGUACGUAAUCCCACCGAUGGUCGAUCUGACCAUUCUUGAGUUCGAAUCUCUAGCAUUAGAACGUUUGAAGGUUUUACGAAUUUUGGAGCAGGCAACUCUUAAAAAUCUUAAGCCGAUGUCGGAAGAAGGACGCGAAUAUGUUAUGAACGAGUUAAACAGCGAAGGUCUGAAACACUACGUCAGGCUUUGUCAAGGAAAUCAUUCCAAGGAACAAGAUAUUUCCGCUAGAAGGAAAGAUUAUUUAUCUCACUUCAUUCUAAGGUUUGCUUACUGCCGGUCGGAAGAACUAAGAAGAUGGUUUAUCGCGCGAGAAAUGGAGUUGUUUCGUCUUAAGUUUGCUGGCCUUUCAUCACAGGACGUUAAAGAUUUCGUUCAAAAAUACGAGAUGAGUUAUAUGCCACUAACCCCAGAACAAAAGGAUGAAAUAAAGGAUGGACUGUACGAAAGUACAGUUUAUCAAAGCAUUGUUCAGAUCGAAGCAAUGGAUUUCUAUCAAGUACGCUUCACAGAUGUACUGGAUUUGGUUCGUGGACGGAAGUGUUAUUUGAAGGGAGGUUUUGCGUAUGUUGGUGCUGCCGAUUUCAUUUCAAUUAUCGCGAAUAAACAUUUGCAAUAUAUAGAAGACGGCUUACAAGCUCAUCUUCGGUUGUUGCCUGAAUUGGAGAACGAUGAGCGAUUCUCGAUUUUGAUUAAAAACCUCCAUACUUCGUAUACAGGAAAGGAUUAUACUGUAUCAAAAGCUGGAUCUGUACCAAUUGAAAGUUUAGAUCAACUGUCGAAAAAAUCAUUCCCGCUUUGUAUGCGGUACUGUCAUGAUACCUUGAAGGCCAAACAUCAUCUGAAACAUGGAGGGCGAAUCCAGUACGGAUUGUUCUUGAAAGGUAUUGGAGUGACUAUGGAUGAUUCUUUGCGUUUCUGGAGAGAAGAAUUCACACGUGGGACAAUUCCUUUGGAGAAGUUCGAGAAAGAAUAUGCCUACAACAUACGAUUUAACUACGGAAAGGAAGGUUCGCGAAUCAAUUAUACACCGUACUCUUGCAUGAAAAUCAUCAGUUCGAGCGUUGGUCCCCAGGACACACACGGUUGUCCGUUCAAAAUAUGGGAUCCGUCUGUUAUUAAAACCCAGUUAUCUUCUUAUGGUUUAAGCGUUGCACAUGCGGACGAAGUUGCUAGUUAUGUCAGCAAAGGACACUAUCAGUUAGCAUGUGGGAAGUAUUAUGAAAUAGUGCAUCAAAACAAACUGGAUGAAGGAAUCAAUCAUCCGAAUCAGUACUUUGAUCUCAGUCAGAUCACAAUGGGAGCGCGGGCUCCGAAAGUAAAAUCGACGGGUGGCAACCGUAGAACGGUAAACAGCGCCAGUCAAGAUGCUUCGAACGUUGUGCGUGGGCAAGAUACGAGUGUAUUGAACGCUGAUGACGACGUCGAACUCUGGGAGUUGAUGGAGAAUAACGAGAAAGAUGUCAACGAAUGCGACAAACCAGGAAGUUUAACUCUGAGCAAUGAGUCAAAAUUACCAAUAAAAACAGAUUCUCACCAGACAAGUGAAUGGGGCGACGACGACGACGAUGAUUUCGAUGUUAGCCAUGUGAAUAUAGAUUAAGGUUUGUUCAAUUUUUCAUUACAAGUUAGAUUACCUAUCA